This is a messenger RNA of Cajanus cajan (pigeon pea), 2610 nucleotides long. NCBI's taxonomy places the organism in Eukaryota, Viridiplantae, Streptophyta, Magnoliopsida, Fabales, Fabaceae. The record is from RefSeq and is a predicted model, not a curated record.
AGGACGAAAAUAAAGUCCAAUAAGGCAGAGGUGUAUGAAAGCCCAUGAAGGUAGACCCAAAAAGGAAAGCCCAUGAAAGAAAGAGAGAAGAAGAAGGAGCGUGGCAAUAAAAAUAAAAGGGUAUGGUGUUAGCGGGAAUCGUUUGAAUGAAAAAGCCGCGAAAAGAAGAAGGGUCUUGAACGAAUCUUGGGAAUGAGGUGGAGUUUAGGUUCAGUGAGGGUGGCGUGCAUGAUGAUGAUGAUGAUGGUAGUGUUGCUGGGAAACGGCGUUAGCGUGAGUUGCAUACCGAGAAGAGAGUUGGAUUCGAUGCUUGACACCGUACGCGCGAGAGGCUACGACCUAUUCUGCAACGCAAUCGUCACCUCUGAUCUCCAAAUUCAACUUGCCGACAACAACAACAACUCCCACUCCUUCACGUUUUUCGCACCCACCGACGCCUCCCUCUUCGCGCUCGACAUGACUCAAACGGCCUCGUCUUACACCGACACGCUCCGUCUCCACGUCGUCCCUCGCCGCCUCUCCCUCACGCACCUCCGCCUCCUCCCCGACGGCUACACGCUUCCCACGCUCCUCCCUCGCCGCCGCCUCCAACUCACGCGCCGCUCUCCCUCCGCCAUCGUCGUCGGAGGCGUCCACGUCGCUUCCCCCGGCCUCUUUUACGGCCGCAACAUCGCCGUCCACGGCCUUGCAGGAAUUCUCAGUCUCAGAUCUAACAAUUCUCCUUCGCCUUCGCCGAUUCGCUCCUUCGAUAACCGCUUCUUCUCUCCGAGAAGCAGUCCUAACUCGCCGGCGAAUGAACCGGUUCUUGCUCCGUUCAGCAUCAUGAAGCAGGCAGGUUCUCCAACUCCGGCAGCGGUGGAGGCUCCAAAAGAGGAACCUGGUUGGACGGUUUAUCCUCCGUCGGAGAGAUAUCCUGAGUCAUCAAUAUCACUGCCACCGGAGGGAUACUCCGAUGCGGAGGCUCCGGCGCCUGAGGGCGUGAGAAAGUGUCUGAAUCGAGAUGUAGGAUUGGAAGAGUCUGUGAUGCAGUGCUAUGAAGCAUAAAGUAGGUUGGAUAUGGAAGUUUGUUGUUUGUUGUAGCAUAUCCACUUUGCUCAAGCAAAUGAAUAGAAAUGUAUAUUUGAUAGGUAAAACUUUGAUUUGUUUUCUCCAUUGGCAACGAAUAUUACUAACAAAAAUAUGCAUGUACGGACACAUAUACAGUUAGUGAGUAAAAGAGAAAGAAAAGAGAAUUAUAGGCAUAACCGUAGCAUUUUCAUGUUUCAUACUAUUAUCUGCCCCAACUCACUGAAUUCAUUCUAAUUGCUUUCUUGGAUAUGAGAGGGAGAAAUCGGGAGUUUGGAAGCAUGCUGGUGCAGAUUCUUUACUCUUUCCAAGCAUCUCGUUUAUUUUGGACCCACAACAGAAUGGCAUGCGAAAACAAGAAGCGAAAGCAUACCAUGUUCUCCCUGACAGAGAUCGAAGCGGCGAGGCUGCUCAUACAACUUGGGAAUAGCAACGCAGAUUCUAGCACCACCUGCGUCGACAAUGAUCACCAUAGCUUUGACAGCUACAGUGUGCAAUGGAAAUCACAACGGAACAACGAUCAUACUUGUGCUGCAGUAGAGGAUGUAUUGGCGGAAAUAGAAGAGGAUGAGCGCUUAAGGAGAACAAAUAACAGGUACCGCUACAUUCAUGAUUUAUAUAACGCUACACACCCUCUAGUCUAUGUACAUGCCUCUAAAGACCAAAGGAACAACUUUAUUCACCGACAUUAAUAUCGAUCAUCACUGACUUCAAUACGACUGUAUAUAAUCUUCGAUGCUUUAGAAUGGCUCCAAGUUUCUCUGCCCGAUAAGUAAGUUCUGGAAAUUUGUAGGUCUUGACAGAAAUAUUGUAUUUGAAUUUCGACACAGUAUAUAUCCUAUGUUUUAUUAAACAAAUUUUCAAUAUAGGUCCGGGAAAUCCUUCUUAAUCAGAAGAUGAAUUAGUUUAUGUUACGGCAACGAAUCAUUACAAAGAACGCGGGUACACGCGCUUCAAAGGUUAUCACUAAUUUGUAGUGUGUCAAGAUACAUUGUACUGGUCUACACACUACGCGCUUGUCGACGAUCAUUAACGUACAAGUAAUCCCCACCAUCGCCAUGGAUUCCACGCCAGUCGCAAGCUUGUAUUUUAUUGCUAGAAGCGCUAUGCUUUAGGUGGAACAUCGGGUGUGCACAGGACAUACAAUUAUGAAGGCUGUGUUUGAGAGUGACUGCAAAAAUGUUCAUGAUGCAUGGAUGCGGAUCAACAGAAAUUCAAGGUGUUACAGGCAAAGAGUCAUGGAUGAUUGUCAGCAUAUAUGGAACAACUAUGAUUUUGAUAUACAUUUUACAAUAAGAGCUGGCAAUGUUUUAGCUGAUAAACUUGCUAAACUAGCUUUUAUUUUUCAUGUUUUUUGUUCGAUAGAAGUGCCACACUCGGUAUUGUCUAUAUAGGAAUUUGAUAUACAGGCUUUAGCCUCACGAUCUGAAUAAUACUAAUUUUAACUCCUUUCUCAAAAAAAAUCAAUUAUAAUCCAUUAUUGAAAUAAUAUCUGAAAAUAAUCUAAUCCAAACACUCUUAAUAAUUAUGGCAAUGUCCUACAAA